Messenger RNA from Metarhizium album ARSEF 1941, 969 nucleotides. RefSeq names its product putative protein family UPF0363. Gene Ontology annotation, molecular function: protein binding. Gene Ontology annotation, biological process: protein insertion into ER membrane. Bases 1 to 969 code for a protein of 322 amino acids. Gene Ontology annotation, cellular component: cytosol; TRC complex. Lineage: Eukaryota; Fungi; Ascomycota; Sordariomycetes; Hypocreales; Clavicipitaceae. The transcript is spliced from 2 exons. The record is from RefSeq and is a predicted model, not a curated record.
AUGGCCAGCAAGGUCGACAAGAUCGUCGCCCGGCUGCAGCAGAAGAUCGCAGACGGCGACUACUACGAGGCCCAGCAGCAGGCCCGGGUAGCUGCCUCCCGGUACAUCAAGACCAAGAACUGGGACGCCGCCAUCGACACCCUGUUCAACGUCGCGCAGUCACUCCUCAAGGCCAGCCAGGGCGGCAGCGGCGGCGACUUGUGCAUCAUGCUGGUGGACGUGUACAAGCAGGCCGAGCUGGCCCCGGACUCGGCCUCCAAGGGACGCCUGCUGACGUGCCUGCGGCUGUUUGACGGGGAGGAGCCCACGAGGAAGAAAUGGUCGUCCAAACUCGGCGAAUAUCCGGCCGGAGACCCCGAGCUGCACCACGUGGCGGGGUCCAUCUACGCAGAAGAGCACGACACGUACGAGGCGGAGCGACACCUGCUUCUCGGGACCAGGGAUUCCCCCCAGCUUCUAUUCAACAUGGAGUAUGCUUGGUACAAGGAGGGCGACGCCCACCUCGCGCCGCACUUUGCCGGCCGAGCCGUCCUGGCCUACCUGCUCGUGGGCAACGUCCGCGCCGCCAACACCUGCUACCGCCUCUUCGUCGGCGCCCUGGCCGACGACAACCCCCGGCUCGGCGUCCAAGACGUGUCGAGCGCAAGCGCCCACGUCCGCGUCUUCCCCAGCCUCCCGCUCCUCAACUUCCUCGGCCUCCUCCUGCUUGCCAUCCAGCGCGCCGCCCCAGAGGUCUACAAGGGCCUCGUCUCCAAGUACGCCACGCACAUCAACGAGACGGACGCGUGGGCCGAGCCGCUGGAGAUGAUUGCCGAGAUGUACUUUGGCAUCGCGAAGCCGAGGCAGACCAAUCCCCUCAUGGACAUGAUGAGCGGGCUAUUCGGCGGCGGCGGCCCGCAGCCUCGUCAGCCGCCUCGGAGGCAGGGAAUCCGGGGCUCCGACGUCCCCGUUGCCGAGGGCCUAGAUUAG